Gavialis gangeticus (Gharial) is the source of this 503-nucleotide messenger RNA. RefSeq names its product ATP-binding cassette sub-family B member 6, mitochondrial-like. The record is from RefSeq and is a predicted model, not a curated record. Bases 29 to 307 code for a protein of 92 amino acids. NCBI's taxonomy places the organism in Eukaryota, Metazoa, Chordata, Crocodylia, Gavialidae. The transcript is spliced from 2 exons.
UCUAAGGAGAGACUGCUGCAGUCUUACCAUGCAGUGUCGCAGGCGCAGUGGGGUGCUUGGGGAGCAGGGCCGGGUGCUGGGACCCUUAGUCCAAGCUCUGUCCUGGUCCCUCAGACUCUCCACCGUGAUGGGUGCGGAUCAGAUCCUGGUGCUCAAGGAUGGGCGCGUUGUGGAGCGAGGCAGGCAUGAAGACCUGGUGCGCCGUGGUGGUGUGUAUGCUGGGAUGUGGCUGCAGCAGCAGGCUGGGGCUGACACUGAUGCCGAGAGCAAGGACCGCGGCACCGAGAAGGACCCAGCGCCUCCCUGAGUGCCCAGCGCCUGCCGGGGCUGCUUGUACAUCGCACAGGGGCCGGCGCAUCCCCGCAGCCGCCUGGGAAGUGUCAUGGGCUGGGCUAUGGGGAGGGGGUGUGGUGCCGCUCAGGGCUCCUGCCAGCCUGGGGUGGGGGGCAGUGGCUGGCAGUGCCCCGGCCCAGGCACGGGGGUGUUGCAGUCUGUACCUGCUG